Molecule: messenger RNA, 5388 nt
Organism: Pocillopora meandrina
Lineage: Eukaryota; Metazoa; Cnidaria; Anthozoa; Scleractinia; Pocilloporidae
Source: the annotation of a GenBank genome assembly
AUGAGGGUUGCCAUGGAAACUCCAGAGGCAAAACACGAAGAGAAUACGACAGGUGGAACCGAGAUCAAGUUCAGUUUAGUCAUCCAGGAGUUUUGUGACAACACAACAGCACACGGUCUGGGGAGGAUACAUUUUGUUAAUCAUUGGAUCAGGAAAGUGUUCUGGAGCUUAUUGUUUAUUGGCGCUGUCACAAUGCUUUGUAUUCAAGUACACACUUUGUUCGACAAAUAUCGAAAGCGACCGCUGACAACUUUAGUCACAGUAAAAACAGAGACGGUGAGUCCGAGUAGACCUUCAUGUUCUUUAUGACAUAAAUAGUGAAGAUACUAUUUCGAAGUUAACAUCACAAUAGCUACUUUACCUUAGAUAAAUUGACUUUCUGUGUCAAGGUUGAAGUUCAUUCAUGUUUGGAAAAAAAAAAUUGGCAAGAUAUUUCCAGGAGUGUUGAUGAACUUGCAUCUCUAAUCAGAAUUCAUCUGUAUCAUGAUUACAGAGUCUGGAAUUUCCUGCAGUAACAUUUUGUAACUUCAACGCCAUGAAGAACUUCACAACUCAAAGUGGCGAUAAGAAGCUGACGGAGAUUGUUCAUCAACUGAAAGCACAAAGUAAGGCAUUAAUUAGACUCGGAAAUUUUAAAGCAGAAAGAGUCAGAGAUCGAAGUCAAAGUUUUGUCAGGGAGAUUUCCUCUGCUUUCGACAGCACUCAGGACUGAAAUGUAAGAAUUGAAAAUUUGAGAACUGUGUCUUAUUCUGUCUUAUUCUGUCUGUGUCAGAUUCGUCAAAAGUGCCGGGUAACGAUACUUCCGAAGCAGUAUCUGAAAGCAGCAACACAGAAGACAUCGAGUGGAGCCAAGAAGACUUCCAAGACCCUGAAAAUCUUGAUACGAGAUAUCAAAGAGGAAAGGAAAUGUCAGUGUUUUUGGCGAAAGAGGACUUGCAGAUUCUUACUUUACUGGGACAUCAGUUUAGUGAAAUGGUCCUGUCUUGCACAUUUAGAGGAAUGUCAUGCAGGUGAGGAACUUUGUCUAACUUCAACGGAUAACCUUGAUAAUGCCUUGAAAACUUCAGGAUUUAAGGCAAUCUGACAUUAUCUUAUUUUCCAAUAAUCAUUACAGUCGAGGGGGUUGUUUUGGAUGAUCACAAAUUCAAAGAAACAGGUAUCGCAGGAACAAGAGUAUCAUGCAAUCAGGUUGUGUUAUUUGAGAUCAACUUGUUCUUAUUCUUAUUCUUGUUUUAGAAACUACACAACAUGGAACUGGACAUCAUUCUGGCAUUACAAGUACGGAAACUGUUUUGUAUUUAACGGUGGCCAAGUGAAUGGAGUUCCAGUGGAGAUUUUGAGAUCGAACAAUCGCGGCCCUUCUGAAGGUGUAUACUAACUGUCUUGUUUGAUCAGACCUUCAUUUGACUAUCACUCAUAACGGAUUACGCUCCAUUUACCUCUUUGAGCAUGAAGCAGGAAUGCCUUGAGGGAAAGCAAAUUUGUUUGAGGACUUUAACUCCUUAUGCAAGAAAGGCUAGUCUCUUUCUUAAUGGUUUGGUUUUAUCAACUGAGUUGAUAAUGGAUGGAGGGCUAACGCUCGAAACAUCAGCUUUAGAAACUCUCUACGGUGGCCAAUUUACUUAAUCAACUCAGUUGAUAAAGUAACAACAACACAAUUUCUUUUGAAACGUAUGCCAUCUCUUUCUUCCCUGUGUUAGGGCUUUCAAAUACGCAUGCUUUCUUGGUAUCAAAAGUGUAACUUAUUUUUGUUUACUUCGAUUCAAAGGUCUCAAUCUUGAAAUUAAUAUUGAUCAAGAAGAAUACAUCGGCCAACUGACUCCACAGGCAGGAAUAAGAGUGGAUAUCUCCAAACCGGGAGAAAUGCCAUUCCCUUUGGAAAAAGGAGUGAGUUUGGCUCCAGGGUACGCUACAAUGCUUGGACUUAGAAAGGUAUAGUCUGCUGUAAUUCUUUGGUGCCGACUGAACAUGAAGAGAUUUGUAGUAUAAUUCUAGAAUUACUGGAGGUAUAUUUACAUCUACCGUUGCCAUAGAACCCAGCAGCAGUGGCAUACAUACUGUAAUUGCCACUGUUAAAUAUGUGGAAUUAGUUAUUGAUUAUUAUCUGGAUGGGCGAGGAUGUCUCUUAGCAUUUUUUAAUCGUAGUAUCACACAGAUUAUGAAUAGCAGUUUAACGGUUUGGCUUGACCUCUUUACGUUCAAGGUAUUUUUUGUGCCAAGCUAUCGCAUGCCAGCAGUGUUUGGCUUUUUGCAAAGUUUUCUCUCCUAUUAGCAUGAAGCGCUAACUGGAACUUAAAUCUGGCGCAUCUCUCCACAGAUAAUCAAAGAAAGAAAAGACCCUUUCAACACAAAGCGUUGCCUGAAUUCAGUUGAUCGAGAUGACAAUAACCUAUACACACGCAUUUUUAACGUAACCUACUCGUCUACGGUAAAGUAUAAAUAAAUAAGUUUAAUUAAAAUCAUUUUGAAAAGUUUAUUUUGAAUAACAAAAUUGAGGAAUAAAAAUUCCGUACCUACAACUUAAGUUUAAGGCACUUUCUUUACCGUUUUCUCUUUCGCUGAAUGAUCGAUGGAUGAUGUGCAAGCCAUAUCUUAGGCUAGAAGUGCUAACUUUGAUUGUGAAGCAGUCUUCCUCGAUUAAAACAAAUGUUGCUUUUACCAGCACAUUCUCCAUUCUGUUAUUCUGCUCUUUUGUGGUUUUCGAGCGUGGAAUUUUGAUUUAAAGAAUAAUUGGAAACGUAGAACAAAGAUCAUUUAUGUUGUGCUUUUUUCGGUUCUGCAACCUUUUCAUUAAUAUUAAGUUUAGUCUCAGAAAAUAUUAGUGUUUACGUCUAUUUCUAGGCUUGCAGAGAAUCAUGUCUGGCUUACAAUCAAUUCGAGAUUUGUGGUUGCGUGGAAUACAGAUUUCCAGCCGAGGCACUAUUCAACAUUUGCAGUGUCACCAACAUUAAAACACGUAAGGAUUGAAAAUACAUUUGCCUUAAUGUAGAUUUAUGCUUACUUUUAAAGAAAAAUAUUUUUUGAAUUUCUGACAUAACUUUUGUUUUAUAGUGAAGUGCCUCAGCAGAGUUCAAAACCUCUAUAAAAAUAACAGAUUGAACUGCACUCAGUCGUGUCCACCUCCAUGCAGGUAAAUGAAAUCAACAUCAUGUUGAUUUUCAUAUCCCAGUAGCUGUGUCUUUUCUCUUGCAGGCCUGGUGAAGCGGUUAGAUUGAUGGUGCAGCCAGAUCAUUGCACCUCUCCAGAAAUACUAAUGGACCGGCAUCAUGGAAUCUAAAUUAAAGAAUAAUUUCUGUUCAUUAUCUCUUACAAAAAUUGCCUUUUUCUACACAUUUUAAGUAGCUUUUAAAUCCAAUAUUUGUUAACUUUCUUUCCACAGACUGGAAGAAUUCAAAAUAAGUUCUUCAUUCGCUACCUGGCCUUCGCAAAACUAUGAGGUAAAAAACGUUUAGCCACAUACACUCUAGAUCACAAUAAUUUUCAUCAAAAUAUUUGUUCAAUGAAAUGUUCUAAAAAGGGAAAUUCGUGGAUUUUUCCCGUGAUCAAUUUAGUUCCGGAAUGGUAAAAGGAAUUUUCUAGUAAAGGAUGGGGGAAGUGUGGAGGUGGAUCUGCAUUGGUACCGAUAUUUUCCUAUUAAUAAAUCAAAUGAAAAAAUUACUCAGUUCUGAUUGGUUAAGAUAAAUUUUCAGGUUAUUCAAGGCAGAAGAGGGUUAAUUCAGUGCAAAGCAGUAACAAACCAGACUGAACAAUUCCUUGAACUGUUUAGCCGGAAUCUGAACUUUUUUGCGCCUUAAAGAUGUGAAAAUAUCAUUGUAUAUCAUUUUUUCGAUCGUACGCGGUUGUUUUGACCGAACGCACAAUGUCACUUGCAUAGUUUGAAUAAAUUAUUUUUGCACUUGAAGCGCGCGCUUUUCUUCUGCAUAAUUAUAAUAUAUAUGGUUUUUUUUCAUGUAUAUUAUCAUGACGUAGUCUGAUGAUUUUUCUCGUGCAAUUUGGAAUGAAUAAGCCAUUUGUGGUCUUUGAAAAGAUUUACUCCUGCUUUUCUAUUCCAAAUUGCACUCGAAAUCAUGUGAUUAUCUAUAGUUAUUUCAUAAUCAUUGAUACUUUUUCAUAAAUAGGUGAGAAUCAUGCACCCAAUAUCAUGGCCAGAAACGAAAUAUACCAACCCCAACUGCAUUUAUGCCCUUACUACGUGUGUAUGUUUUCACGUAAGAAUCUUUCAAACGAAUGAUAAUUUCUAUCUGGUAUUUUGUUUCUUUCAUUUUGUUGUAUUUCGUUCUUCUUUUCACAGAAGUAUUAUCAAGAGAUAGUGCUAGAAAAUUACAACAGACUACUCAUCACCAAAUCUGGAUCCCACAGGUAAGGAACUUGUUCAGUCAUAGUCCGUUGACGAAAAUAAUGAAAAAUCAAAAGUCAGGUUGAAGAUACUCUCAUAAGCUGGUAAUUACUAGAAAUUUUAAUACAUCUUGUGGUGAUCUAUUUUCAUGAACACAGAAAAAAUGUUUUGAAACUGCAAGUUUUCUUCGAAGAUCUUGACGUGGAGGUCGUUUCAGAGCAACGUUCAUAUGAAGUGAGUAGCUCACAUGUCUAAGAACAUUUCUUUUAUUUCGGUGCGGAUAAACAGAAAUCAAAUAUUUGCAGAAAGGAAGGAAGCAAUACCGGACAGAAACCCGAACUUGCCCUCCUCAAGUGGUGUAUUUUGCUUUUCCCCGGCAUUCGAAACAAAGCACAAAAAGUUUUUUCUUAGCAGAUAUUAGGAUAUCAUUAACUCUGCUUUUAGACAUUAUGUAAAGCUCAGUAGCGCCACCAUCUAGUGCGAGGUAAGAAACGCUUUUUUUUCGUUGUUUGUUCGCAGUGAAAGAGGGAAUUUAACUCCAUUCAAGUUUAACUCACGAUACCAAAUAAAAAGACGAACUCUUUGCACCAGGGAAAGAAAAACCAUGUCUUGGAAACAUAAGCUUUUGUUUUUAAGUUGCUUAAUUAAGACUAACGCUCCAGAGCCGAUAUCGUCCACUGCAAGAAUUAUCGGGCAAUACUUUAUGAAAGAACUUAAUUGCUUAAGCAAAACUCAAAUAUAAAUGUAUCACUUGUAAUCAUAGAUAAGAUAAUUUACGCAUAAAUAUCAAAUGGAAUCGUACGGAUAUUUGUUUUGAUACUCAUUAUUUUUGCUGUAAAUUUUCUGGCCAAGAAACUUUUCUAACAGCUGUUUAUUUUUUACCUCAGCUGGUCAACUUUGUGUCAGACAUCGGUGGUCAACUUGGCCUAUGGAUUGGGUUCUCUGUGCUGACUCUGGCUGAGUUCUUAGAGCUUAUUAUGCUACUGUGUCAUCUGGCUGUCAAGAAAUGCUUCAAGAAGAAUGGCACGUCUGAGAGUUGUCUUCCGAAUUAA